AUGAUUUAUGCUGCUGCCAACACGACCACUUCUGCCACCAUGAGCCGUGCUGCCACCGCGAGCCCUGCUGCUGCCCUCCUCCUUGUUGCCCCCGCGAGCCGUGCUGCCACCGCGAGCCCUGCUGCCGCCCUGCCCCAGCUUGUGGCUGCUGCCAGGGUCCGUCUUGUUACCACGUUAAGAGAACUGCUGUCUACAAGGACGGUUGCCUCCAGAACAUUUGGUGCGACUCAUGCUGCAACAGCAACGCCUGCUGAUAAUGGUGUUAAUGCUGCUCUUGGCCAGUUGUCACCCAAAUGUCCUUUAUAUUGUUAUGCUACAUUUUAUAAUUUAAUAGGCAAACACCCUAAUUUGAUCAUUACACAAAGUGCUGAAUUUUAG
Messenger RNA from Kickxella alabastrina, 378 nucleotides. RefSeq lists its product as uncharacterized. The transcript is spliced from 3 exons. The record is from RefSeq and is a predicted model, not a curated record. NCBI's taxonomy places the organism in Eukaryota, Fungi, Kickxellomycota, Kickxellomycetes, Kickxellales, Kickxellaceae. Bases 1 to 378 code for a protein of 125 amino acids.